UGUCGCUGCCUCGUCGCCGCCCACGGCGGCUACAACUCCGUUUACAAUGCGGUGGUCACGCCGGAGCUGAAGCAGGCCAUUGACAAGGAUUUGCCCAAACAGGCCAAGUUCUUCGAUGAGCUCGAUUUGAUACCGCAAUCGUGCCGCUUCCGUGGCCACAAAUUCGAAUGUGGCCUGUCCAUCUCGUGCGUCUUGGGCGGCGGCAAGCCGCUGGAUCUAUGCUCGGGCGGCAUGAUCUGGUCAUGCUGUGUGGACAAAGAUCUCGAUGCCGAGGAGAGUCCACAUGCGGCGCCGGUCAACAAUACAAGUGACAUAAUACACUUGCACGACAUUUAUCCCGACUUGUCGCCAACUGCCAACAAGCCGGCACAUCAUCAACCACAUCACCAGACGCAACAGCAGCACCACAGCAACAGCAACAACAACAACAACAAUAACGGCCUGUCAGCGGCCUCAUCAGCACGACCCGCCUAUCCCAGCCACGCCUACUACAGCACAAAACGUCCAUCGCUUUAUAGCGGCAAUCCCUACAAGCCCAGCUCCAGUUCCGGCUCCGGCUCCAGCUCAUCGGUACAUCGUCCCAGCGCCUCCAGCCUGAACAGCUGGGAGCACGACGCGAAUCACUUAGGUAUCACCAAUCAUCUGGAUAGUUUCUUUGAUGCAGAUGCGCCGCCAGACAGUUCCGCCGCGACGCGUCCAACGGCAGCACAUGUGCCGCAGGCGCAGCCCUUUGCCGUGGGCAAUGUGCUCGAUCUAAAUGCGGGCGAGGCGGCGGAUGAAUACGAGAGUGGUGGUGGCUACAAUGACGGCAGCUAUCGUCCAGUGCCGGGCUGCGGUGAGGUUUUUUCACGCACCAAUCGCAUCGUGGGCGGCCAUUCCACGGGCUUUGGCUCGCAUCCUUGGCAGGUGGCGCUCAUCAAGAGCGGUUUUCUCACGCGCAAAUUGAGCUGUGGUGGUGCUCUGAUAUCCAAUCGCUGGGUGGUUACUGCCGCGCACUGUGUGGCCACCACAACUAAUUCAAACAUGAAGAUACGCCUAGGCGAGUGGGACGUGCGCGGCCAGGAGGAGCGUCUCAAUCACGAGGAAUAUGGCAUUGAGCGCAAGGAGGUGCAUCCGCACUAUAAUCCCGCCGAUUUCAAGAACGAUGUGGCGCUGAUUCGACUCGAUCGCAAUGUGGUUUACAAGCAGCACAUUAUACCCGUUUGCCUGCCGCCGCCCACCACAAAGUUGACCGGCAAAAUGGCAACUGUGGCAGGCUGGGGACGAACGCGGCAUGGCCAGAGCACGGUGCCCUCGGUGCUGCAGGAGGUGGAUGUGGAGGUCAUAUCGAAUGAUCGCUGCCAGCGCUGGUUCCGUGCAGCCGGACGACGCGAGGCCAUACACGAUGUAUUUCUGUGUGCUGGCUAUAAGGAGGGCGGCCGGGAUUCCUGCCAGGGCGAUAGCGGCGGGCCGCUCACGCUUACAAUGGAUGGCCGCAAGACCCUCAUUGGCCUCGUCUCAUGGGGCAUUGGCUGCGGCAGGGAGCAUCUGCCGGGCGUUUAUACCAAUAUACAGCACUUUGUACCGUGGAUCAACAAGGUUAUGGCCAAUGACAACAAUGCGUGAAUGCAGUGUGCAUAUGCCACAUGCGGCUAUCACUUAAUCAAUUGGAAGACUGCAGUCAACCGCUUGCAGUCACCCGUUUGUCUGGCCAUGUGAUUCCUCUACGACUCGGGGUUGCUAGUGUUUAAGUUUAAGCUCUCAAUCAGUACGCAGCUGCAAGUUAUUUAUUUUUUUUAUUUUUGGUUGGUUUUAACCCAUUCAAGAUAUUCCACUCAA
Molecule: messenger RNA, 1818 nt
Organism: Drosophila virilis
Lineage: Eukaryota; Metazoa; Arthropoda; Insecta; Diptera; Drosophilidae
Source: RefSeq, a predicted model, not a curated record